Molecule: messenger RNA, 1205 nt
Organism: Rhagoletis pomonella (apple maggot)
Lineage: Eukaryota; Metazoa; Arthropoda; Insecta; Diptera; Tephritidae
Exons: 5
Coding region: 687-1190 (167 amino acids)
Source: RefSeq, a predicted model, not a curated record
UAUAUUUCUUCUUACGUUUUAUUUCAGAUAUCCCAUCAAUACAAACGUAUUGUCGGAUAAUGACUUGUGUAUAGCAGCACUUCAACUCUCAACUUAUAUUUACUUAAAACCAGUUUCAUUACGAAUUUAAAAUUUAAAAGUUAUGCUACUGCGACCUUAAGUACUUUCUUUUUGGUAGCUUUGUGCCAUUGAUAAAAAAUGUCGAGUCCUAUCAACGUUUACACUCGAAAAUAACCGUAAGUUAAAAGUUUUGUGUGCAUUUCAAAAUUAGUUGUUUUAUCAAAUUGAUAAUAUCAUAAAUAAAUAGCCUCGUUGAAUAGCUUAAAAAAGUAAUCAAAUGCGGAAAAGUAUACCUUGAAUGCACUGACACAAUAAAUCUCCAAUCAAAUAUAUUGCAAAGAAAAAAUCAAAGAUACUCGACACAUAGAUCGUCGCAAAUACACUUAACUUCCUCCCACCAAUAUUGGGGGGGGGGGGAGGGGGACGGCUAGAAAAACUUUUUGAUCCUGUUUUUGAACGGAUGAGCGCGGUUUCAAUUGGAAGGAGUGUUGAAACGAUUUGCAUCGUCACAGCGUCAAUCGAUCAACAGGCUCCUAAUUUGUGUAUCAAGUAAAUCGCACUGUAUAUUACAACUGCAACAGACGUGGAAGAAAUAAACUUUUGAUUUGUCACAUUUGAAAUCUCUGAUGGACGGAAAUGCACAAAAUAUGUUUCACGGAAAUCACCAAGGAGAACCUUACUAUCGCUACGACCCAACCGCAGCUGCGACAGCUGCAGCGGCGGCAACACCACGAGCUAUGGGUCCUCCGGGAGCGUAUCCGCCACGUCACCGGGCUCCACAUCCGCUGCAGCAACAGUCUCAAUAUCCAACGUACCAACCAACACCGGAUAACAUAUAUGGACUCACAGGCACUGACCAGCACAGCUUGGGAAUGGGUGACUUAAGUGGUUGGGGUGCAGCUUCAAGUCAGACUGGUGCGUAUCCAGCCUCUGGUAUGGGUGCUUACGGCCAUCCUCAAGUGCCACCGCCCACACAACAACGGCAGCCUACUUUACAGCCAAGGAGGACAACAGUCAUAUUAAAUGCCAGCUUUUUAUUAGGACUAUGUAAAUGUUCCCCUACGCCCUAUAAAAAGUUUGCAUUUUGCGUACGAAAGUUUAUGAUUCCACUUUAUUCGGAAUUAAUUUAAUUAAUUUUAAUAAAA